Molecule: messenger RNA, 1506 nt
Organism: Echinococcus granulosus
Lineage: Eukaryota; Metazoa; Platyhelminthes; Cestoda; Cyclophyllidea; Taeniidae
Product: Dolichol kinase
Exons: 5
Coding region: 1-1506 (501 amino acids)
Biological process (GO): dolichyl monophosphate biosynthetic process
Cellular component (GO): endoplasmic reticulum membrane
Molecular function (GO): dolichol kinase activity
Source: RefSeq, a predicted model, not a curated record
AUGUUGACAUUUUACAUACUCCCCAACCCUUUUUCCUCCGAAGAACCAAUUGGUGAAUUCAAUGGGUCUGCGAUUGUUAAGAAAAGAUAUCAGUCCCCACUGGCAGAAUCUCUUAUUGGAUGGAGCUUAUUCACUGUCCUUGCGCUAAAGGAGUCCCAACUCUCCAUCUGUACAUUCCUUUGCGGUGCUCUUCUUUCAGAGCACCUCAUCAUCUACAGAAACCACCGCAUACCCGGAACUCGUGUCUCCGACUCACCAGCUGGCGCUUGGCUAAUCUCUCUUGUCCCCAUUAUCCUCUCCUUUCACGAUAAAACCAUCGCAUUGAAUCUAAUCAGUGCCUCAUUAGGCGCUUUUGUCCUUCUUUCCUUCCUCUACACAUCGGGAACUUCAACAGCCAUCCAUUUGUCCCUUUGGUUUAUUUGUGCUCGCGUUACCUAUCUGACUCCCACCUUCAAUAUUCUCCUUACUUUCCUCUUCGUCCUUCUCCUCUCCAUUGAACUUCUCUCCAGCUAUGUGGGUUCGCUAACAAUCUGGGAGGCCAUUCUUCUAGCCCAAAUUUGCUUCGCUUUUCACACCAACACUGUUUUUUUUAUCAUUCCUCUGCUCUGUGUCUACACGAUUGGACGCUUCAAAAUGGCACCUAGUUCCAUGACCUUUGGGACGCUUUCUAUCUCAGCGAUGUGGCUGUGGUCGCUGCUCUCCGAUGUCGUGGACCACUUGGUGGACGAGGAGUCUUACUUUGAUCCAAUGUCUGUCCUCCACUUUGAACCACUUCAGUUCAUCACAGAUUUGAUCACCCCCUUGAAUAUCUUACUUGUUACAACAGUAUGGGCACCGUUAUGUGUUGUUGCUGUUUUGGUUGUGGCCUACUUUAGUCAAGGUGUUAAUGGAAGUAACAAAACACCAUUUGCUCUACGCAAACUCUUUCACCUCCUGGCUGGUGUAGUUUAUGCAACAGGGCUGUUGGUCUCUCCCACACUGCUCUCGGUGGCUGCCGUCUGCGUCCUUCUCGCCUUCUUUUUGAUUGAGUGGACUCGGCGAAGUGGGCCUCCAGUGGCAUCCAAAUUCUUGAAUGAUGUACUGGGACCCUUUAGAGACUUACGAGAUAGUGGUGAACUCAUUUUCACUCCCAUUGCUCUGCUCCUUGGUUUGAGUCUCCCGGUUUGGAAUUUCUGCUAUUCGUGGCCUCAAGACGACCCAAUACCACCUCAGGCUUGGAGCGGUGUGAUAACAAUCGCGUUGGGUGACAGCGUGGCGGCUCUGGUGGGUCGUCAGUGGGGUCACCUGUGGUUCUGUUGGCCAGGCACCCAUCGCACUCUCAUCGGCUCUGGCGCCUCAUUCGUAUCUCAGAUGCUAUUAUGGGUUGGCCUCGCUGCCUUCUACGGUUGGCCUUGGCGGUCUGGCGUGCUGCCAUUGGCGUUUGGAGUGCUGGCAGAGGCCUACACCGAGCAGAUUGAUAAUCUGGCCAUUCCCCUUCUCGUGAUGUCUCUUUGGCCCUCCUCGUGA